Messenger RNA from Rana temporaria (common frog), 744 nucleotides. Its product is annotated as paraneoplastic antigen Ma1 homolog. Lineage: Eukaryota; Metazoa; Chordata; Amphibia; Anura; Ranidae. The record is from RefSeq and is a predicted model, not a curated record. The transcript has a single exon. The coding region runs from base 1 to 744 and encodes 247 amino acids.
AUGGACGCUGCUGCCGCCUACAAGUGGUGCAAAGAAGACAAUGUUACCCUGAAGAAUGGCCUAGUGGUCGAAAUCAAGGGGAAAGUCUGGACAGAGGAAAGGUUACUCCCAGUCCUGAGAACUCUAUCUGCAGACAGAAAAUUAUGGAUAAUAGACAUGCGCACAGAUAGCACAAGCCCUCACACAUAUGCCUUAUGUGAAUGGAAAACAGAACUUCCAGAUAAUUUCAAAGGUACCAGUGUAAAGAUACCAGGCAGUGUUGAGCUCUUUUUGACACACCCCGCAGAGGAACAGGGCGGUCCCACUUCUUCUAGUGCACCAGCCCCCGGAGGGGUUAAAGAAAGAAAAAAAGAGGAGUCUGACCCCACACCACUAAAAACUCUUGGUCCAGACUUACGUGCCGUUUUUGUGGCUCAGUGUAAGAAGGAUUCCCCAGAUUACCUGAUAACAGGAUACAGGAAGCUCAGGACCUUCUCAGGGAGACAACCAGUACCAUCCUCGAAGGACGAAUUUGAAGAAUGCCUGGACCAUGCCACUCAGGCUCUGGAAGAGUGGGAAAUUCCCGAGAAGCAUAAAAAACAAAGGAUUAUGGAGAGCCUCAAAGGACCAGCGUUAGAGGCCAUACAUAGCCUUAAACUCAGCAAAAAGGACUGUGUUGCACAGGACUACCUAGAUGUUUUGCAGAGUGUAUUUGGAAGGACUGAAAACGCCAGUGAGCUCCAUUAUCAAUUAGAUAACCUCUAG